AUGUCCACAAACCUUUCAAUCGAUUCACGGCUCAUCCUUCGUCCUCUUGAUUCCACUCGAGUGAAUGAUAUGGUCUCCAUCAACUCGGUUGUACUUCCUGUAUCGUAUCAUUCCAAAGUGUAUGACCAAAUGGUUUCCGAUCAGUUAUCCUUCAUCGCCUACGUGAGUCAUGGCCAAGAUAAAGAAAUGCCUGUGGGAGCCAUUGGCUGCAUUCUCAAAACAGACAUUCAUGCUUCACCGGAUCAUGUAGGACUCUGUAUUGCUUCAUUGGCAGUUUUAGCAAAAUAUAGAUCCAAAGGAAUUGGAGCGAAAUUAUUGGAUUGUGUGAUGCAAGCUCUUGAUGAAUUACUGAAAUCUUCACUUCAUCACUCGGAGGCUUCAUUAACAAGUCAAACUUGCUUGUUGGAAAAUUCUUCCAAUGAUGAAAAGCAGAGUCCGUCAUCACUAUUGAGUUCAGCUCCCUCCGAAUUUAUUGUCUAUUUACAAACACAAACCAAUAAUCGAGAUGCCAUCAAGUUUUAUGAGAGGCAUGGAUUUUCAGUGCUGAAAAAGGUUGAAAAUUUCUACAAGAGACUCACUCCUCCUGAUUGUUUUGUAUUGGUGAAGAAAAUAUUACAAUAG
Molecule: messenger RNA, 621 nt
Organism: Naegleria lovaniensis
Lineage: Eukaryota; Heterolobosea; Eutetramitea; Acrasida; Naegleriidae
Exons: 1
Coding region: 1-621 (206 amino acids)
Biological process (GO): mitotic sister chromatid cohesion
Cellular component (GO): NatA complex
Molecular function (GO): acyltransferase activity, transferring groups other than amino-acyl groups
Source: RefSeq, a predicted model, not a curated record